This is a messenger RNA of Oryza sativa Japonica Group (Japanese rice), 2133 nucleotides long. The record is from RefSeq and is a predicted model, not a curated record. NCBI's taxonomy places the organism in Eukaryota, Viridiplantae, Streptophyta, Magnoliopsida, Poales, Poaceae.
CCAAGCCCAAGAUAAGAAUUUCCCUAAAAAAAAAAAAAGCCAUGUUCUCGCUACUCAGCCGUGCGCUCUGCGCCGCCUCCUCCUCGCCGGCGGCGCCGCGGGGGAGAUCUCUUCUCGCCGCGCUGCUCUCCCCGUCGGCUAGCCCUCUCGACCCAUGCCGGGGCCCUGCUGCGCCGGAGCCACCGAGGCGGCGGGCGUUCCAUGGCUCGCCGAGCCCCCUGGGGUUCAGGUCCACACCGGCGUCGUGGUCCAGCCCGGAGGCGGGGGCGGCCGUCGGUGGGGACGACGGGCUGGAGGUCGCGAGGCUGGGGAUCUCGCCGUGGAUCGUGGAGAGGCUCGCCGCACGGGGCAUCACCAGGCUCUUCCCCAUCCAGAGGGCUGUCCUUGAUCCAGCAAUGCAAGGCAAAGAUAUGAUUGGACGUGCAAGAACUGGAACUGGGAAAACGUUGGCUUUUGGUAUUCCUAUCAUGGACAGGAUUCUUCGUCACAAUGAGAAGAAUGGGAGUGGUAGAAAUCCUUUAGCCAUAAUUCUCGCACCUACUAGAGAACUUGCUAGACAAGUUGAGAAGGAAUUUAAGGAAUCUGCUCCUUUGGACUCUCUUUGUGUCUAUGGAGGUGUUCCCAUCAGUCAUCAAAUGAGAGCUCUUAAUUAUGGUGUUGAUGUUGUGGUUGGAACACCAGGUCGAAUUAUUGAUCUUUUAAGAAGAGGUGUUUUAAACCUUUCUGAGAUCCAAUUCGUGGUUCUGGAUGAAGCUGACCAGAUGUUGGCUGUGGGUUUUGAUGAAGAUGUUGAGGUGAUCAUGGAGAAUUUGCCACAGAACCGUCAAAGUAUGUUGUUCUCUGCAACAAUGCCCAGUUGGAUUAGAAAAAUCACAAGCAAGUACUUGAAAGAUCCAAUCAUUAUUGACCUAGUUGGUGAUGAGGACCAGAAAUUACCUGAAGGAAUCUCUCUUUAUUCAAUUGCCUCUGAGCACUAUGGGAAGCCAUCAAUUCUUGGUCCAUUGAUCAAAGAGCAUGCUAAUGGUGGAAAAUGUAUUGUGUUUACUCAAACUAAACGAGAGGCAGAUAGAUUAGCAUAUGCUAUGGGCAGGAGCUAUGCAUGUCAGGCGCUUCAUGGGGAUAUUUCACAGAAUCAGAGAGAAAGGACACUAUCAGGAUUUCGAGAUGGCCGCUUUAAUAUCCUAGUAGCAACCGAUGUUGCUGCUCGUGGAUUAGACAUACCCAAUGUUGAUCUUGUUAUACAUUACGAACUCCCAAACACCUCGGAGUUAUUUGUUCACAGAUCUGGACGAACUGCACGAGCAGGGAAGAAAGGAAGUGCAAUUUUAAUAUACACAAAUGAUCAAGCUAGAGCUGUAAGGAUCAUUGAGCAAGAUAUAGGAUGCAAAUUCACAGAGCUUCCAAAGAUUGAAGUUGCAGAUGAGGCCUCAGACAUGUUUAAUGUUGUGAGAGACAAUCGCUCUAGAUUAGCUGGAAGCCCAAGAACCGGUGGCUCCUCUUUCGGACGAGGAGGCUAUGGUGGUUUUGGAGAAGGCCGUUCCCGGGGCUUUGGUGAUUUUGAUGGCUUUGGCAGUUCCCCUAAUCGUGGUGGGAGAUCACGCGAUGCUGGUUCAAGAUAUGGCAGUGGGUUUGGAGAUUUUAGACGACCCUCCAAUGCCUUUGGCAGGUCUAGUUCCAAGCAGCCUGAUGGAUUCGGAUUUGGUGACUUUGGAGAAGGCAAUUUCAGUAGAAAUGGCAACAGACGCUCUAGGAGUUUUGAUGAUUCAGGUUCGACACGGUACAGCAGACGCCCUAAUGGUUUUGGAACAUCAGAUUUCGGCAGAUCAGGCGGGUUCGAUGAUUCCAACUGAUCACAGGACUCCGGUUUGUAUAGUUUUGUGGUUUUUGACCUUCAAUCUUCUUUUCUAUGUCAUGAAUGAGAUCACCAAUCGCUUUUUCUGGCGCUUGGCCUAAGUAGUCUGUUGUUGUAGCCAAAUAAGUAGCCUUGCUUGUGUAUUAGGUUUGUUCCAAAACAUGUAAUGUAUAUACUCUAGCCUGUACCUUUUGGUUAUGCACUCUCUCAACAAAGUGUAAGAAAAUUCUGAAAAUGAGGAACCUUUCAUUAUUUAUGUCCAUGUACUCCCUGUUGAAUUG